Messenger RNA from Falco peregrinus (peregrine falcon), 975 nucleotides. It is a transcript of the gene REX1BD, whose product is annotated as required for excision 1-B domain containing. The transcript has 5 exons. The record is from RefSeq and is a predicted model, not a curated record. NCBI's taxonomy places the organism in Eukaryota, Metazoa, Chordata, Aves, Falconiformes, Falconidae. Bases 38 to 490 code for a protein of 150 amino acids.
UCCGCCCCGGGCCUGCGCCGUGCGACGGGGCCGGGCCAUGACGGACGAGGCCGUGAGGGUGCUGCUGCAGCGGCUGCAGGUGCUGCAGGGCGAGCGUGCUGAGGCGUAUCGGCUCCUCGAGGAGGGCCACCAGGCGUACCUGCACAGUGCGCCCCACUAUGACUUCCCCCGUUACCGGCAGCUGGUGCACGAGAUCACGGUGGCCUUCAGCGGCAUCUCCCGGGAGGUGCUGCACAUCGCCGGGCGCCUGCGGGACCAACUUGCCCGCCCCGACCUGGCCCAGCACCUUGCCCAGCUCCAGGAGCGGGAGCAGGAGAAGCUGCAGCUGACAGCACAGCUCCAGCUGGCCCGGCAGCAGGCUCAGGACCAGCCCGAGGUGGACGCCCAUCAGCAGGAGGUGCGGGAGCUCAAGCACAAGCUAAUUAAAACCAUUGAGGCAAUCAGCGAAAUUCUCCAGGACCUCAAGUACGAUUCGGAAGAAGCCGAGUGAUGGGUGUCCCCGUGGGAACGGCUGGAGGGGCCGGCUGGUGGAACAGGGGCCCCGCUCGCCCCCCACCCGCUCCCAGUAUGGCCACUGCAGCACCCACGCCACUCCAGCAAGGUGGGCAUCUUCCCCUCCACCCCUUUUCUUGAGCACAGGCUGGAAAAGGUGGAGAACCCCCCCCUUCCCCCAAGAAGUGGGGUCCCCCUAAAUCAUGAGCAUCCCUCAGCGGAGGGGUCCAGCGUGGGGCUGGCUCCCCUCCCUGGCACUGCCGGCCACACUGCGGCUUUGCCGGAGGAACAACCACAACCUGCAGUGCCAAGAGGCUGCCUUGCCUUGCUCCCCACUGAGACAGGCACUGCCUUUGCAGCAGCCCCCCCAAAACCCACCUCUCAGGGCUAGGGGUGCAGCUGAUCCCCGUGCCACUGCCAGUGCCAGUGCCCCCCCCCAAGCACCUUUUCUGCGGUCAUCCAAAAUAAACCUGUUCCCAUGGA